AUUCGAUCAGAAUUUAUUUUUUAAUUUUUAAAUCCUGUUUCUAAUCAUAUUUGCUCUAUAAACUAGAGCAACAUUUGGUUUGCUCAGAAUUAUCUCAACAGAAUACCUACCUUCAUAUAACGUAUUUAAUAUAAUACUUUUAAGAAUCGCAAAAUUGUGAAUGUCUAUUUUAUAGUCAACUAACUAUUUUUUAUUGUUGAAUAUUUUCUUUUGUGAAUACUAAAGGGAACAGGAUAAUUUUCUGUAUCUCAAAAGUUUUCUUGACGGUCCUAUUUUGAAUACUAGAUUUUGAAAAAAAAAAAAAAAAAAGCGUUGUGAUCACUAGGAAGUGAAUCCGUAAUUUUAUGUUUUAUCAAAUUCGACCCUCAUUUAGCUAUAAUUUAACACUUUAUUAACCUGUUCCAAGUCCCAAAUUGGAAUAACUUAUCAUCAUAUUCCUCUUGGCAUGCAACGGCGAUCGUCGUCACGUGAAAGUACCAAAAAUCCUUCCACUAAACCAAAAAGAAGGGGAAAACAAUCUUCUAUAGAAUUUUCGACUAAAAACGCAAAGCGACGCCGUGACACCCAUGCUUUGCCGGAUGAAGAAAUUGAAACCAUUUCUGAUGAUGAAUCUACACCUAUAACUCCCGACUCGUCCUCUUUAUGGUUUGAAAAGUAUCAACCUACAAAGUCAUCUGAACUAGCCGUACAUAAAGGAAAAGUUAAUGCUAUACGACAAUGGAUGACAGAAAAUAUUCCAUUCAGCCGUUUACUGGUAUUGUCAGGUCCUCCAGGAUGUGGUAAAACCACUACUGUUCGUCUAUUAGCUCACGAGAUGGGCGCUAGUCUGGUUGAAUGGUCAAAUCCAAUGGACACAAGAUUGAUAAAUCAAGAACAUGAUUAUGAACAAUUUUCACUUAGUGAAAAGUUCCGACGCUUUAUGUCUUUAGCAGAAACGUAUCCUGAAUUGGAAUUGUCUUCAUCUACUAAGGCUCCUAAAAAAACGAAUUCUUCGGAAGAAAAAAAGUUUAUUCUUUUAGACGAAUUACCACAUUUAUCAAAACAAACCGGUACCUUGCAAAUGUUUCGAGAAGUCCUCCUUUCCGCUUUGCAAUCUAGAGGCUCGUAUUCUAUUAUUCUAGUUUUGACCGAAACUAAACAAAUAAAUUCGGAGGGAAAUAAUUUCCAAGAAAAAGAAUUGAAUUCUGGAACACAAAUCCUUGGCCCCGACCUAGUGGAGCAUCAUCAUGUUUCCAUCAUUCAGAUGAAUCCAAUUGCUACGACGUUUAUGAAGAAAGCUAUAGAUAAUAUUUUGAAAAAAGAAAAGAUUCUAGUCCAAUCGAAGAGUUCAGCAUUUAUUCAAGAAUUGAUAAGCGCCAGUGAAGGUGACUUAAGAAGUGCCCUGAACGCUCUUCAGUUCUAUUUACCAAAAGAAAAUCGACAAAGAAAAUCUUUUGGAAAAAAUGAAAAUUUAAAGAGCCAAACGGAAGUAUCCACAGAAGCUUCCGAAAUGUUGAAUAGAAUUGCUAGUAAAAAGGAUUCCCCUUACUCUGCUUUAUCGACUUUUCAGUAUAAACAAAAUGUUGAUGAUGAAGAUAAACAAAAAGAAUUUCAAAAGGAUAUCGGUUUAGGAAUGUUACAUGCGCUGGGAAAAGUCGUUUGGAAUAAACGAGAAGGAGACGAUGAAAUACUUUCAUUAAAUAACCAAACACAUUCAAAUCUAACUUACAAUAAAGAAAAACUACAACAGAAAGGAAGUGCCGUCUUUAAUUUGUCUUCAAAAGCAAACGACAUAGAGAAACGUCCAAGUUUAGUGGACAUCAAGACAACAAUUGAGCAAGCAGGCCUUUCAGGGUCCAUGUUUCGUUACGGAAUUUUUGAAAACUAUCUCGACUCUUGCUUAAAUCAAAUGGAAGCUCAUUCCGUAUCUGACAUUCUAAGCUUCGCUGACACUAUGGCAGUCGAUUACCCGUAUUCGUAUCGAGCAGACGAAAUGUCUUUAUGGUUUGCUAUUCAAGGAACUCUAUGGUACCUUCCAUCGCCAGUCCCUAGGAAAUGGAGACAGCUAAAAUUUCAUAGAUGGCGAGAAGAAGAGAUCCCCAACAAACCUUCAGAUGACUAUUUGGCCAUUUGCGGAAAGUCCUCGGCAAUUAAAUAUGUUGAAACCCUCAUUAAUGAUGAAAACCAAGCCUUGGAGGACCCCGAUGACCCUAUUGAAGAUGAUGAUUCUGCUUAACGAAUAUGAUUUAUGGUCACAAUCACAACUAACGAACAUAUCAUAAUAAAGAAGAAUACUCUAGCCAAGAUAAAUUAUAUUUCACUUUUUUCUUUUUGCUUUAGUUAAAUAAUACCCUCAUAUCUCUUAUACCCACUAUACAACAUAACGAAAUUAUAAAUUGAGCCUUGCCUCAACUAAAAAAUACAAACAUUAAAGAG
This is a messenger RNA of Schizosaccharomyces octosporus yFS286, 2415 nucleotides long. Its product is annotated as RFC like checkpoint protein Rad17. The record is from RefSeq and is a predicted model, not a curated record. NCBI's taxonomy places the organism in Eukaryota, Fungi, Ascomycota, Schizosaccharomycetes, Schizosaccharomycetales, Schizosaccharomycetaceae. Gene Ontology annotation, molecular function: chromatin binding; ATP hydrolysis activity. Bases 446 to 2215 code for a protein of 589 amino acids. Gene Ontology annotation, biological process: DNA damage checkpoint signaling; mitotic DNA replication checkpoint signaling; DNA repair. The transcript has 3 exons.